Molecule: messenger RNA, 978 nt
Organism: Caenorhabditis remanei
Lineage: Eukaryota; Metazoa; Nematoda; Chromadorea; Rhabditida; Rhabditidae
Exons: 8
Coding region: 1-978 (325 amino acids)
Cellular component (GO): membrane
Molecular function (GO): heparan sulfate 2-sulfotransferase activity
Source: RefSeq, a predicted model, not a curated record
AUGUUGUGGAUAAAGCGUAAAUUAAUAUAUUCUGUCGGCAUUUCUGUACUUGUUUUAUUCCUGUUUUUAUUCAAUCUCAAGCGUCGCUCAUUUCACAACAUAAAAUGGCCUUCGUCCAACAAAAUUGUGUUUUAUAACAGAAUACCCAAAACUGGCUCAACAACAUUCACAAAUGCAAUUGCUUACGAUUUAUACAAAGAAAAUGGAUUCAAUGUACUUCAUGUUAAUAUGACAAAGAAUCGACAGAUAAUGAGUCUGCCCGAUCAAUACACGUUCGUCAACAAUGUCACUACGUGGACCGAGAGGCUACCGGCCUUUUACCACGGCCAUGUCGCAUAUAUCGAUUUUCAAAGGUUUGGUUUGGCCAACCCAAUAUACAUUAACAUCAUAAGAGAGCCAUUAGAACGACUAUUGUCUCAUUACUAUUUUCUACGAUACGGAGACAACUAUAGAAUAGGUUUGAAACGAAGUCGAGCAGGAAACAAUGAGACCUUCGAUGAGUGCUACACGCGAGGAGGGAAAGAUUGCGAUAUGAAACAAAUGUGGGUACAAAUUCCCUUUUUCUGCGGACACUAUCACUUUUGCUCAGAAGUCGGGAACCCAGAAGCGUUAAAAAUGGCAAAACAAAACGCGAUGGAGAAGUACCUUUUGGUUGGAACAACCGCGCGGAUGCGGGAUAUGAUUGCACUUCUUGAAGUCACAGUUCCAGACUUCUUCAAUGGAGCACUCAACCAUUUUGAUCAUCUUGACGCUAAUCGUGCUCAUCUACGAUACACAAAAAAGAAAAUCCCUCCAAAUGAUCAAACGUUAUCUAUGAUUCGACGAGAUGAAGUGUAUAAAAUGGAACGAGAAUUCUACGAUUUCGUUAGUGAUCUAUUCGAUGCAGUGUUCAAAAAAGCAACUAACGGAUCAUCAAAAGCAGAAAACCUCGCAAAUAUGCCCACGCAGUAUCAUUAUGAAAAAAUCAAACCACCAUAA